CCCAGGCAGCGCAGCCUAGGGAGGGGGCUGCCCCGGCCCCCUCCCGCAGCCCCGGCCCCCAGAGGCUCGGCCUUCCUCGUAGGAAGGCGACGUCUCCGAUGCCAGGUCCGGGUACCAGCAGCCGAGAACACCCGGGUCCCGGAGCCAACAGGCUCCGAGUGCCCUCGCUCCCCGCGCCUUCCAAGAGUCCCCCGCAGCCCCCGAGGUGCAGGAAGGUCCCGUGGACGGGGAGGGCCUGCCGGCGUUCAGUGGGGGUACCCUAAUAAUGGUAACCCGAAACGUCCCCUAAACUACCAUCUUGAACCAGGUUCUUGGUGAAGCACUUGGCAAGCAUCGGAGCUCAUUACUCCUCAUCGCGGCCCUGUAAGGAAGUUUGGAGCUGAGAUCCGAAAAGAACUGGGUGCAAGCCUCCAGGCACCCUGAGGGGAGUGGGCUGAGGGCUGGCCCAAGUUCCCUCCUCCCCCUCUGCAGAGCCUAGGAUGCCCCUCCGCCGCAGCGGCUCCUGAGCUCAUGGAGCCCUCAGCCACCCCAGGGGCCCAGAUGGGGGUCCCCACUGGCAGCAGGGAGCCAUCCCCUGUGCCGCCAGACUAUGAAGAUGAGUUUCUCCGCUAUCUGUGGCGCGAUUAUCUGUACCCAAAACAGUACGAGUGGGUCCUUAUCGCAGCCUAUGUGGCUGUGUUCCUCGUGGCCCUGGUGGGCAACACCCUGGUCUGCCUGGCUGUGUGGCGGAACCACCACAUGAGGACGGUCACCAACUACUUCAUCGUCAACCUGUCCCUGGCUGACGUUCUGGUGACUGCCAUCUGCCUGCCGGCCAGCCUGCUGGUGGACAUCACUGAGUCCUGGCUGUUCGGCCAUGCCCUCUGCAAGGUCAUCCCCUAUCUACAGGCCGUGUCCGUGUCAGUGGCAGUGCUGACUCUCAGCUUCAUCGCCCUGGACCGCUGGUAUGCCAUCUGUCACCCACUAUUGUUCAAGAGCACAGCCCGGCGGGCCCGUGGCUCCAUCCUGGGCAUCUGGGCUGUAUCGCUGACCGUCAUGGUGCCCCAGGCUGCAGUCAUGGAAUGCAGCAGUGUGCUGCCCGAGCUAGCCAACCGCACACGGCUCUUCUCGGUCUGUGAUGAACGCUGGGCAGAUGACCUAUAUCCCAAGAUCUACCACAGUUGCUUCUUCAUUGUCACCUACCUGGCCCCACUGGGCCUCAUGGCCAUGGCCUAUUUCCAGAUAUUCCGCAAGCUCUGGGGCCGCCAGAUUCCCGGUACCACCUCAGCACUGGUGCGAAACUGGAAGCGCCCCUCAGACCAGCUGGGGGACCUAGAGCAGGGCCUGAGUGGACAGCCCCAGCCCCGGGCCCGCGCCUUCCUGGCUGAAGUGAAGCAGAUGCGUGCGCGGAGGAAGACAGCCAAGAUGCUGAUGGUGGUGCUGCUGGUCUUUGCCCUCUGCUACCUGCCCAUCAGUGUCCUCAAUGUCCUUAAGAGGGUGUUCGGGAUGUUCCGCCAAGUCAGUGACCGCGAAGCUGUCUACGCCUGCUUCACCUUCUCCCACUGGCUGGUGUACGCCAACAGUGCUGCCAACCCCAUCAUCUACAACUUCCUCAGUGGCAAAUUCCGGGAGCAGUUUAAGGCUGCCUUCUCCUGCUGCCUGCCUGGCCCGGGUCCCUGCGGCUCUCUGAAGGCCCCUAGUCCCCGCUCCUCUGCCAGCCACAAGUCCUUGUCCUUGCAGAGCCGAUGCUCCGUCUCCAAACUCUCUGAGCAUGUGGUGCUCACCAGCGUCACCACAGUGCUGCCCUGAGUGAGGGCUGCCCUGGAGGCUCCAGCUCAGGGGAUCUGCCCCUACCCGUCAUGGAAAGACAGCUGGACGUGGUGAAAGGCUGGGGCUUCAGUUCUGGGUUUCUGCCUGUGUGAUUCUGGAUAAGUCACUUGCCCUCUCUGAGCUUGUGUCCCCUAAGCAGGGGUGAUGUGAGGAUUAAGCAUGCUGAAGCAAGUGGAAAGCUCCUUGUAAA
Rhinopithecus roxellana (golden snub-nosed monkey) is the source of this 1999-nucleotide messenger RNA. RefSeq names its product hypocretin receptor 1 (gene HCRTR1). Gene Ontology annotation, cellular component: membrane. Gene Ontology annotation, biological process: feeding behavior; G protein-coupled receptor signaling pathway. Gene Ontology annotation, molecular function: orexin receptor activity. Bases 511 to 1788 code for a protein of 425 amino acids. The record is from RefSeq and is a predicted model, not a curated record. NCBI's taxonomy places the organism in Eukaryota, Metazoa, Chordata, Mammalia, Primates, Cercopithecidae. The transcript is spliced from 10 exons.